Pogonomyrmex barbatus (red harvester ant) is the source of this 1792-nucleotide messenger RNA. Its product is annotated as transmembrane protein 120 homolog. Gene Ontology annotation, cellular component: membrane. Lineage: Eukaryota; Metazoa; Arthropoda; Insecta; Hymenoptera; Formicidae. The record is from RefSeq and is a predicted model, not a curated record.
AGAUAUUCGGCAUUUCGCCGUUCCGAGGUGGCCGAGGAACAACGUGUCUGCCUGCCUACCUGCUCUUGUCUGCUCUGCGGCGGAGCUGCACCGUGCUGCACUUCCAUCCUACUUGCACCUUCGACUACCUUCGACUACCUUCGAUCCUUCUGCUCCUCCUCCUCCUCCUCCUCAUUCUUUUUUCUCCAACGCACGUUCGCCGCGUGUCCUGGGGUGCAGAAAGUGUACGAGCGAAUUGUAAAGUGCCGCCGCGAGAAAGAAAGACAGAAAGAGAAAGAAAGAGAAAUCGGACGAUCCCACCUGCGAUUAUUCCUGUGUCCUGCGAUCCUGUCUGAGUCGUCUCUUCCUGAGACCGAAUUUCUCUUCCUCCGCGAUGGACAUCGACGUCGAGACCUGUCUCAAGGAUUGGAAUGAUCUAACGCAGGAUUACAAGGAACUCGAGGCACUAAAUAGAGAAUAUCUUAUAAAAUUAGAAGAGAUUGGUGAACUUCAAGGAAAAUGUGUCAAAGGUAUUUCUCAUCAAAAAUAUCGGAUGGGUAUAAUAUCCACAUCAUUGAAACAACUGAACACAAAAGAGGCUCGAGAAGAAUUGGAAAAAUCUAUGACAAGGAGAGAACAGCAGCUUAGGGAGAUUGAACAAACGUUACCUAAGUCAAAUGGCAUUUACUUACAAAUUAUUCUAGGCAGUGUCAAUGUCUCCAUAUUAAACAAAAGCGAUAAAUUCAAAUACAAAGAUGAAUAUGAAAAAUUCAAAUUAGUGCUGUCAGUAAUCGGAUUUGUUCUGUCCGUAUUAAAUUUAUUUACCAAUAUAAGAACUUUAGAACUUAGUUUUAUGUUUCUUCUUGUUUGGUACUACUGCACGUUAACGAUAAGAGAAAGUAUACUCAAGGUGAAUGGUUCAAGAAUUAAAGGAUGGUGGAGAUUUCAUCACUUCCUCUCAACAGUGGUAUCCGCUGUACUAUUAGUCUGGCCAAACACAGGACCAUGGUAUCAGUUUCGUAACCAAUUCAUGUGGUUCAACGUGUAUAUCAGUGUAGUCCAGUAUUUGCAAUUUCGAUAUCAACGUGGAGUUUUGUACCGAUUAAAAGCAUUGGGCGAGAGAGAUAAUAUGGACAUCACUAUUGAGGGAUUUCAUUCGUGGAUGUGGCGCGGUCUUUCAUUUUUACUACCAUUCCUCUUCGCUGGUUAUUUGUUUCAGCUUUAUAAUGCGUAUACACUAUACGAAUUGUCAUAUCAUCCGGAAGCGACAUGGCAUGUGUCAGUACUCAGUGCCAUGUUUCUCGUAUUAUUUCUGGGUAAUAUCACCACCACUAUCAUGGUAAUCCCACAGAAACUUGUCAAGGAACGUGUCAAGGAUCAUUUGUUUGCAUCUAAGCCCGAUCGCAGAAAGGAGGGAAACAUAUGCAAUAAGGAUAAUACAAAUGAAAAGAGUGAAUGAAGGAAGAACUCGAGUACUUCUGUCUAAUAAAAGAUUCGACUCAAUUAAUAUAAAUUGGGAAGAAUCAUAAAGAAGACAAGAUGACUGUAAAAUGGUAUUGGUGCUGGAUCUAAAAUAUAACAAACAAUAAUUUGCUUGUUACAUUGAGCAAAGAUUAAUUAAUAAUACACAUAACACAUGACGCGAGUGACUGACUACAAGUGAAGAAGUUUCUGCGUAUUUUUAUUUACUUUUACUCUUGGAUAAAGUCCAAUGUCAAGUGUUUUCGAGAAUAUUUUUGGCCUGAACUUGUCUGAUUUCAACAGACAAGAUUAUGCGACAAAUUUGACUAAUUACUUGUUUUAAGGAAAAAAA